Molecule: messenger RNA, 918 nt
Organism: Sphaerulina musiva SO2202
Lineage: Eukaryota; Fungi; Ascomycota; Dothideomycetes; Mycosphaerellales; Mycosphaerellaceae
Exons: 3
Coding region: 1-918 (305 amino acids)
Source: RefSeq, a predicted model, not a curated record
AUGGCGAAUAAUAAUAACGACGACGAUUUGUUGGUUAUGAUGAAGAAGAAGACACAGCCGUCGCCGUCGCCGCUGAGCCCGGCAGUUUCAUCGACUUGGGGAAUGAGAUUGAGAGCGAUGUUUUGUUGUGGUGGUUGGGGUUAUGAUGAUGAUGAGGAUGAUGAUUAUGAUUCUUCACGGAGGUCGAUUGAGAUUAGCGCACCGAGAAAUUUUCGAAGAGAAGAUGUUCAGAUUGCGGGAUUGACUGAUGAACAACACCACGAAAUUCGCGAAAAAUCCCACCGAGAUGCCCAGCGCAUGUAUCACCAACUCCGACCUCUCCAAUCCUCCCCAUCCGGCACUUUCACCGAACGACCCAUGCCCACCCUGGAACAAUUCACUCAACCUCGCGCUGCACCCAUUCCAGGUUCUUCUCCCGCGUUUCUCAGCCUUCCCGACUUUGGAGGCACCUAUCCCACCAGUCCCGCUCCUCUUCCCAAUCUUCCUCCCCCUUCAGCCCAACGCAACGCAAAUCGCGUCUCAGGCUUCUACGGAAGCGAUAAUCUCCACAAUGUCAUUCUCCCCCACGCCAGAACGGGAGGAGGAAAUACUCUGGAUCGAGUCAAAGCGCAUUCGAGAAAACUCUCGGAUACCUUUCGGAAAACAACUCAGCUGCCUUCGCCUGCGGAUUCGGUGGUUUGUGGACAGACGACGACGAGUACGAAUACGACGACGAUGAUGAUGAUGACGGAUGAGGAGGUGGAGAUGAGAUGUCUUGUUUCUUAUGCUGAUGAGAAUGAGAAUGAGAAGAAGAUGUUUGAUGAGGAGGAGGAGGAGGAGGAGGAGGAGGAGGAGGAGGAGGGGCGGAAGAAGAAGAAGAUGAUGCAGAGGAGUAUACGAGACGCGAAGAAUUCGGGCGAUUCUUUUCAGUCGACUUAG